Bombyx mori (domestic silkworm) is the source of this 2673-nucleotide messenger RNA. RefSeq lists its product as uncharacterized. The record is from RefSeq and is a predicted model, not a curated record. The transcript is spliced from 5 exons. Gene Ontology annotation, molecular function: nucleic acid binding. The coding region runs from base 1136 to 2224 and encodes 362 amino acids. Lineage: Eukaryota; Metazoa; Arthropoda; Insecta; Lepidoptera; Bombycidae.
AUGACUAUACCGCGAAUGUCAAGUAAUUGUUGGACGCGUUUGGAAUGAAUUUUCACGCGGCAUCCGUACAUAAAUCGAGAUAGUAAACAAUAAGGUUGCUUUUAAUCCAAAAUGAAUCUUCAAUUAACUUCGGGUACAAACUCUUUAAUGGAGCUGACAUUAUUAGUCACAGUUCAAGUAAUCAUUCUAUGAACAUUAAAACGUCUUAACAAUCCGUCAAUAAGGCCGGAGCGCUUUUGUAAUAUUAAUCUGUGAGCUUGUUAAAGGAAAAUGUUGAAAUCGCACAAAGUUAUUGCCAGUUGCCCUCGCAGCCUAUAAUUGUUUACUUACAAACGCGUUACAAAGAAGAAUCACCUCAAAUUCGACCUUAAGAAUUACAGGUUUUUUUUUCAAAGCUCAUGAAAAAAGAUUGGAGGAAAAAGUUUCUUAUUCUGAAAUGUAUUUACAUAUCCAGUCAAAAGCUUGAGUGGCACGUCCGCGAUAAGGGUUUUUUAGGAAAGGUGGCGUGGCGGAAUAGCGGCUUAAUAGAUAGAAGACGAGCUUACGGGGCUCAACAUGGAAGGAUUUGCAAGGACUAGCCCCAGCAACAGCAGUGCUUCGUUGAAUCUCCUACCGGAUUGGAAUUGCUAUUUAUCGAUUCUGACGGUCGACGGUUUCGGCUUGCGGUGUUCAUCAGGUCUGUCUUGUCAGACGCACUGUGCGCAGUGUAUGCAUCAUUAAAAUUUAAAUUUAACCAAGCUUUUGAAAUAUUACGAUCUAUUUUCUUAUCAAAAAUUAAUAGAGCAUGCCGGUGAAAAACUUCUGCAAAAGAAUUUAGCCAAUAUAUCUUUGUAUUUAUUAUAUUGUAUUGUGUAUUAUAUAUUCUUGAUUGAUUGAUUGAUUAAUUUAAAAAAUAAUUACUGCAGCGAUGCGUGAAUGUAACAGCGAUGUAACAUUAAUAAUUUCAGACAUGUUGUACACAUACAAAACUUGUACUAGAAAUUGGCAGUUAAACUUCUUGAUGUCGAAGCCGACUAACUACAGGGUGGCCCAUAAGUCCUUUGAAAAGUAAAAUUUGAAUAAAACGAACAGGGCGCGCGUGAGCGGUGCAGGGGAAGCGGGGGGAGUAACUUCGGUUUCUGGGAAUUUAGUCGCGAUGGAGCGUUUUACCGGAGCGGACCGUGCGUUUUGUGUGCGCGAGUUUUAUAAAAACGACAAUUCGGCAACCGUUGCGCGGCGUAAAUUUCGAGAACACAAAGGUUUACACAACUUUGACGACACUCCAACUCUUCAAACGAUUAAGAAUUGGGUUGCUAAGUUCGAGGAGACCGGUUCGACGUUAGAUAAACCGCGGUUGGGUCGCCCAAGGACGUCACGUACGGAACAAAACAUAGACACAGUGACACAGUCUAUUCGCGAAAAUCCGACACAGUCAACUCGUAAGCGCGCCAGAGCAUUAAACGUAUCCAGGACAUCGUUACAACGGAUUUUGAAGAAAGAUUUACAUAUGCACCCUUACAAAAUUCAGUUGGUUCAAGAAUUAAAGGAAACUGACGGUAUUCAAAGACAAAAUUAUGCGAAUGAAAUGUUGAAUCGGUUUACUUCCUUCAAUAACAUAAUGUUCUCUGACGAGGCUCAUUUCCAUCUUAACGGGCAUGUUAGUAAACAAAAUUGCCGCUAUUGGAGCCCCAUCAAUCCAAAACUUAAGCAUCAGAAGCCCUUACAUAGUCCGAAAGUGACUGUUUGGGCCGCUAUGUCAGCCCAUGGUAUCCUAGGGCCUUACUUCUUUGAGGAUGGCAGAGGGCGCGCAGUUACUGUUACGUCGGAGCGAUAUGUGGCUAUGAUCGAAGAGUUUUUCAUACCAGAAUUGCAAAACUUUUCAGUCUUUAAUGCCAGGACGUGGUUUCAACAGGAUGGGGCCACUUCUCACACCUCUAACACUGCUAUGCCCGUUAUCCGUCAACUUUUUCCUGGCAAAGUUAUCUCUAAAAGAGGAGACAUUUCCUGGCCUCCACGUAGUCCAGAUCUGACCCCGAUGGAUUUUUUUUUGUGGGGCUACCUUAAGGCUAAAGUAUACGACACAAACCCGCGGUCAAUUGAGGCCCUAAAAGAAAACAUCCGCAGAGAAAUGACAAGCAUUUCAGCAGUGACGUGCCGCGCAGUCAUCGACAAUUUUAGGCGUCGUUUGCAAGAGUGCCGUGAUCGCAACGGAUUACAUUUAGGAGAUGUUAUUUUCAAAAAAUAAUUCCCGUUUUUUAAGCUUUUUAUGUAAAUAAAAAUUUAAUUCAUAAUGUAAUUAGUUUUAUUUUAAUAAAUUUUUUUUCAUAUCAAAGGACUUAUGGGCCACCCUGUACUUUAAUAUCAAUGAGCGCGUAAUCAAGUUACGGUCGGAACUUUACAAGAAAUCUCUGAAACUUAGUUCUAGUCUGUCGCAUCGAUUUUCUAAUCUUCGUUUUAUUUGAAAAUAAAUUGCUAAAGUGGAAUUUUCUGUAAAGCUACUGUGCAAAUUAUUAAUGGACAUUUCUAUGUGUUUCCUAAGUUCAUUUUUUGUUAUAUUUCGGUCUUUUUCAGAAAAUCAAUCGUCGCCAUGUUUUUUUUUUGUGUAUAUUUGUUUGCUUUAGAUGAAUAAACGCGAUUAACGCGGCUUUUUAUAAGAUUUGAUUGGAUCAAUAAAACCUCAAAUAUUAAAUGAAA